Molecule: messenger RNA, 902 nt
Organism: Ziziphus jujuba (common jujube)
Lineage: Eukaryota; Viridiplantae; Streptophyta; Magnoliopsida; Rosales; Rhamnaceae
Product: large ribosomal subunit protein uL6
Exons: 3
Coding region: 115-702 (195 amino acids)
Biological process (GO): cytoplasmic translation
Cellular component (GO): ribosome; cytosolic large ribosomal subunit
Molecular function (GO): structural constituent of ribosome; rRNA binding
Source: RefSeq, a predicted model, not a curated record
GUAGGGUUUUGUAUGCCUCUCUGUGUAGCAAGUCCAUUUUCUUGAGACAGAGAGCCGCUGGUGCUCGGAUAGCAGAGAGGGAGAGAGAGGGUAGAGAAAGAAAGAAAGAAAGAAAUGAAGACAAUUCUAUCGUCAGAGACAAUGGAGAUCCCGGAAGGGGUGAAGAUCAAAGUGAACGCGAAGGUGAUAGAAGUGGAAGGACCGCGAGGAAAGCUUAUUCGCAACUUCAAGCAUUUGAACCUGGAUUUCCAGCUCAUCACCGACGAAGAAUCCGGAAAUCGGAAGCUCAAGAUCGAAGCUUGGUUCGGAUCCCGGAAGACCAGCGCCGCCAUCCGUACGGCUCUGAGCCACGUCGAGAAUCUCAUCACCGGCGUCACCAAGGGAUACCGUUACAAGAUGAGGUUCGUCUACGCUCACUUCCCCAUCAAUGCCUCCAUCACCAAUUCCAACAAGAGCAUCGAGAUUCGCAACUUUCUCGGUGAAAAGCGGGUCAGGAAGGUCGACAUGCUUGAAGGAGUUACUAUUCAACGGUCGGAGAAGGUUAAGGACGAACUUACUCUGGAUGGCAGUGAUAUUGAACUGGUCUCUCGGUCCGCUGCCCUCAUUAACCAGAAAUGCCAUGUGAAGAACAAAGAUAUUCGCAAGUUCCUUGAUGGUAUUUAUGUCAGCGAGAAGGGAACAAUAGUUGAGGAAGACAACUGAUAAAAGUGUUUUAUGAGAAUAUUUCUUGGAUUUUUCAACUAGUUUAUUUUCAUCUUGUUUUCGACUAAUUUUUUUUUUGUUUUUUUUGCUCCUAGUUUAUAUUGGAUAGCUUCUACAAGUUUGUUUAAAUUGAUAUAUAAUUUUGUCGCGGGGAAGUAUCAUAACUUUUGGUUUGGUUAAAGAUGUUUGCCUUUCCCCAA